This is a messenger RNA of Drosophila teissieri, 387 nucleotides long. RefSeq lists its product as uncharacterized. The record is from RefSeq and is a predicted model, not a curated record. NCBI's taxonomy places the organism in Eukaryota, Metazoa, Arthropoda, Insecta, Diptera, Drosophilidae. The transcript has a single exon. The coding region runs from base 22 to 387 and encodes 121 amino acids.
CACCAAAAAACAACCUCUAAAAUGUACCUCUUCGGCGUUUUCCUGCUCUUGGUCGGCACUCACGUCUGCUUCAUCGAUGCGAACUUCGGCAGCAGCGAGGGAAAUGACUACACCUACGGCACCCAGGCAACCACGGAUACCCUCAUCGCCAGCGAGACCAUAACCAAGUCCAAGGCCUUGCUGGGCACCACCACGAAGACGUACACUCUAACGCAGGCGGGCACCGCCAAGACCAUUACCUACAUCAAAAUCACGGAUCUGAAGAAGAUGCGGGGAGCCACGGCCGAGAUCACCUCCGGCGGAGUGGGAGCCACCACGGUCACCAUCAAGUUCACCUCCGCACGGGGAGCUGGCAUCAAGUCGCAGGUGGUGAUAUACGGCUCCUAA